This is a messenger RNA of Panicum virgatum (switchgrass), 1245 nucleotides long. RefSeq lists its product as uncharacterized. Gene Ontology annotation, molecular function: protein dimerization activity. NCBI's taxonomy places the organism in Eukaryota, Viridiplantae, Streptophyta, Magnoliopsida, Poales, Poaceae. Bases 1 to 1245 code for a protein of 414 amino acids. The transcript has 2 exons. The record is from RefSeq and is a predicted model, not a curated record.
AUGAUGAGGGAAGCCAUCGGUGGAGAGUUGGUCAAGUGGAAUGUAACAAGAUUUGGGACCAACUACAUGUUCCUUGAAAGCAUGUAUAAGAAGAAGGACCAGUUCAUGACAUGGUUAGUGUCACCUGAGUUCCGACGGUCCCGCCACUUCAAAAGUGAAACUGGAAGGUACAUUUACGAAUGCAUCACAAGUCUUGAAUGGUGGGCGAAUAUGGAGUAUGUGAUCAAUGAUGUUGAGCCUCUGUACAUGUUUUUGAGAUUUGCUGACACAGACAAGACACCUAAUUUGAGUGAGGUGACAAUGGAGUAUCAAAACAUGAGGCAGACAUAUGACAGCAAGUUCAGCAGUGACUACCCCUGGUUUGAAAAGAUCAUGGCUGUGAUAGAUGCAAGGAUGACCACAGUGAUGUCAGUCACAUAUAUGGCCACUGCUUGUGCUCUUAACCCUUAUGUGCAGUACAGUUUGGGCACAUCACAGAAAGUUAUGGCAGUAAUGCGCAAUGGCCUGGAGAAAAUGUUGGAUACUAAUUCAGCAGCAAUUGCAUUGCAAGAAUUUGAAAUAUUCAGGACGAAGCAAGGUGAGUUCUCUAGUGACAUUGCUAGGCGAAUGGCCAUUGACCGGAAAACUUCACCAGCUGCUUGGUGGGCUACAUUUGGGGGAGAUACACCAGUGUUGCAAAGGGUCGCCCGACGCUUGUUGUCGCAGUGUGCAGCCUCUAGUGGAUGUGAAAGGAACUGGAGCACAUUUGCUUACAUCCACACCAAACUGCGCAAUAGGUUGAGCCACCAGAAAUUGGACAAAUUAGUCUUUGUGAACUACAACCUCCGCUUGCGUCUGCAACGUGCUACUAGAGGGGUCGAUCCAUAUGACUAUGAUCCAGUUAGCAGUUUCAUGGAUCUUUCUUUGUACCGGCAGUCAUCAGCAAUUCAAGAUUGGAUGAAGCAAUCAAGGUCCAAUGGAGACCCAGCAUUUGAUGAAGACUCAGACUUCACUGACACUCCAUUGCCGAGCCAGAUGUUCACUGACAUAGGCUCUUUUCAUGGUCACGAUGAAGAUGUGGAGACAUGGGCCGAAGAAACAAUUGGGGACACACAUCUGGGAAAAAGGAAGACUAAGAUUGGUCCCGAAAUGAGAAAAGGGAAGAAACCACGCACUGAGGAGGAGUUAGGAGGAGCGAAUGAAAUGCUCUCAGAGACGGUCAAGGACAAAUUUGAUGCUGACAAAACUGACUUACGACGUGUAUAG